Molecule: messenger RNA, 2453 nt
Organism: Homo sapiens (human)
Lineage: Eukaryota; Metazoa; Chordata; Mammalia; Primates; Hominidae
Gene: LDAF1
Product: lipid droplet assembly factor 1
Exons: 5
Coding region: 279-755 (158 amino acids)
Cellular component (GO): lipid droplet; endoplasmic reticulum membrane
Source: RefSeq, a predicted model, not a curated record
CUCUUGUUCCUCCUCCUGCCUCUCUUCGCUUCGCCUGCAAACGCGGUGGGGGCUGCUCGGCGGUCAGGAGCAGGUUACCCUCCGUCUGCAUGCCCACCAUCAAGGUAUGAGGAUGGUAGAAGCUCUCGUCGAACCAGAUGGAUGAAGACCACUAACGGCUUUUGUUUCCUCUGGUAACAGCAAGAGACAGAGCGACAUGAGAGAUUGGACCGCGGGCUGCACUGGAGAAUUUACUGGUAGGAUAAUUCAUCCCUAAAGAGAUUGAAGUGAGCUUCAGAAUGGCAAAAGAGGAGCCCCAGAGUAUCUCAAGGGACUUGCAGGAACUGCAGAAGAAGCUGUCUCUGCUGAUAGACUCCUUCCAGAAUAACUCAAAGGUGGUGGCCUUUAUGAAGUCUCCAGUGGGUCAGUACUUGGACAGCCAUCCGUUUCUGGCCUUCACCUUGCUGGUGUUCAUUGUCAUGUCGGCCGUUCCUGUUGGAUUCUUCCUGCUCAUCGUGGUGCUUACCACCCUGGCUGCUCUGCUGGGGGUCAUAAUAUUGGAAGGAUUGGUCAUCUCUGUGGGUGGCUUCUCACUGCUCUGCAUCCUCUGUGGUUUGGGCUUCGUAUCACUCGCCAUGUCGGGGAUGAUGAUAGCAUCUUAUGUAGUGGUCUCCAGCCUCAUCAGCUGCUGGUUUUCUCCCAGUUGUCAGCCGGCUUCUCGUUUGUGUGGCUGCAUUCAUUCUGUUGUGCUAUGUUGUCCUGUUUGGAGUAUUUGAAGAAGACCUAGCAUCACUAACAUGCGGUUGGGAGAGGGAGGCAAAGCUUUUUUAAACGAUUGUGGAUAUUCUAUGAUAGUCCACCAAAACUCCGUAAGUGAUAGUUUCUUAAAGGUUAGCUGAAAUGUGAAAUUUUUCUACUCUAUUUUAUUGAAAUCUUCAGGUCUGUGUCACACUUUAAAUUGAUCUUUAUCAUGCAUGAUUUUCUAACUUUACCCAUUGGUCAAUGGGAGAAUAUCAAUUCAUUGAGUCAUGCAGAUCUUCCAAAUAUAUUUUGAAAAAUUGCACUGUUCCCUUGUGAGAGAAUGUGAGUGAAAAAGGCAUAUAAUAGGUCAUGUUAUUGUGAACAUGGUUUUCAUCUGAGAACCCUUGCAUUAGCGAAUUCUUUUUUUUUUUUUUUUUUUUGAGACGAGUCUCACUCUCACCCAGGCUGGAGUGCAGUGGCUUGAUCUUGGUUCACACAACCUCUCCCUUCUGGGUUCAAGCAGUUCUUCUGUCUCAGCCUCCCGAGUAGCUGGGAUUAUAGGUGUGCACCACCAUGCAUGGCUAAUUUUUGUGUUUUUAGUAGAGGUGGGGUUUCACCAUGUUGGCCAGGCUGGUCUUGAACUCCUGAGCUCAAGUGAUCCACCCACCUCAGCCUCCCAAGAUGCUGGGAUUAUAGGUGUAAGCCACUGUACCCAGCCUGCAUUAGUGAAUUCUUUAUAACUCAAAAAAAGAUAACUCCCUCAUUAAAUGAUCGAAAGCAUGGAAUGGGGGGAAGAGGAGCUAUAUAAUUUAUUUCAUGAUUUAAUGGAAUUUUGGCCCUAAAACAUAAAAGAUAAUACAGCUUAAAUUUUUAAAAAAGAAAAGAAAAAGGAAACAAAACUGUAAGUUUCCCUUACAUAUGAAACCCAACUAAACAAUAUUUAGAUCAAAUACACUGACCUGCCUCCUAUGUAGAUCAGCUAGCCUCUGAGGGGCAAAACCACACUGCUUGGUUAUGGAGACUGCAAGACCUUCCAGGGCCUGCAGCUCAGGAGAAGUAGGGGCCCUGGGCAGCUGUGUUUAUUUGCAGAGCCACCAAACUCACUACCCCAUAUCAUAAUCUUCCAAACCAGCCUGAGCAUAACUAGCUUCCUUACAUCUUUACUAAGAAAAGGAAAGGCUUCUUUCUUAGUUUUUUGUUAUCAGGGAGGAAUGGUUUAGGUGGCAAAUAAUGAAAAAAACCAAAGUAGAUACUAGUUUAAACACACAGGGAACUUUUUUUUAUUGCUUAAUGAAAAACUGGAGACAGCCCAGGGCUGGUGCAGCCAGUGUGGUAUCAACAUACCAGGCACCUUUUGCCUUCCUGUGUUGCUAUCCUUAGCCCAUUGGUUUCCUACCUUAUGGCCACAAGAUAGCUGCUGCAGCUCCAGAUCUACCAGCUACCUUCAAGGCAGCAGAAAAGGAGAAAAAAAUGGAGUCUGACCCUUUUAAAAAUGUGAAUAAAAUAUUUCCCAGGACCUCUCACCACUAUACUUCAAAAGACUUCAUUGACUAGAACUUUGUCAGAUGGCCGCUGGUUGCUGUUCUCCUGAUUGUAGGUCUCACGAGAUCUGAUGGUUUUAUAAAGGGCAUUUCCCCUGCACAUGCUCUCUUGCCUGCCGCCAUGUAAGAAGUGCCUCUGAUCUUCCUUUGCCUUCCACCAUGAUUGUGAGGCCUCCCCAGCCAUGUGGAAUU